Messenger RNA from Rotaria sp. Silwood1, 1167 nucleotides. The record is from the annotation of a GenBank genome assembly. NCBI's taxonomy places the organism in Eukaryota, Metazoa, Rotifera, Eurotatoria, Philodinida, Philodinidae.
AUGGAUGAAAUUUAUGAAAGUAAAUUAACACUUUAUAAACGUAUUGAAAAAAUAAUUAAAGAUAUUGAAGCAAAAACAAAUGAAUCUAUGGAAGCUAUUCGUCAUAAACUACAAUCUGAUAAUACAAGUAUUGGUCCUGCAAAUGAUUUACUUCGUUUUUUCUAUAUUCUUGAACGGCAAUAUCAAUGUGAUGAUGAUGAAACACGAAGAAAAGCUAGAGAAGAUUGUUUAGAAUAUAUUGAUCAAUAUCGACCACCUGAUGAUGAUGAUGAACAACCAGAUCAAUCCAAUGAGUCACAACAAUCUGAAUCAAUAGUUCUUCCUAAUCAAUCGCCACCUGCAGUUAUACCUCCGUCAUCAACAGUUGUACUUCCUUCAGCAUCACCUGUUAAAUCUCAAUUGCCACAUCCACAACCCACACCUUCACUAGAGGAUAUUGGUGAUAUUAAACCAGAAACACUUAUUGAAUAUAAAAAAUUAUCAUUCGAAGCUCAACAAUAUGAAAAACGUUAUUCAACAAUAGAUCUUAUACGUAAAAAACAAUUAGCAUCUUGUAUAAGAGAUAUUAUGAAUAAAUUACUUAGUAAUCAAAUAAUUCGUAUAUCAAAUGAAGAAGAACGUUUAUUAUGUUUAUCAAUGCUUGCAUCACUUAUUCUUUCACAAUUACUUGGUGGUGAUUUAAAUGAUAUAAAAACAGAAAUUUUUUUACCAUUAAUUGGUAUUCUUAGUCGAAUACCAUUAUAUCCAAAACGACAAUCAACUAUGAAUGAUAAACAAUAUUUAGAAGCAAUAGGUUAUGUUGAAAAACAAGAUGGUGAUCAACGUCUUUUAGAAACUGAAAGUGAAUUUCUUACUCGAAUGAAUGGACUUAUUCGAUUAUUUUGUAAAUUACUUGUUAGUCGUGGUUCACCAUUUGAUAAAGAUUUAGCAUUUGCAUGGAAAUGGUUUCCUGAUGUUUUAAAUUUACCACCAAAAUCAAAUAUAACAUCAAUUUUAAUACGUGUUUUUCUUGAUGAAGCUGGUGAAAUUAUGAUAAAAGCAUAUCCAGCACAAUUUCCAAAACUAAUUAAUGCUGUUCGAAUACAGUAUUUACCAUUAUUAGAAAAAGAAACAAGUCAUAAUCAAAUAACAAGACUUCGUUUAACAUUAGAAAAACUUUUUAAAUAA